Molecule: messenger RNA, 2295 nt
Organism: Monomorium pharaonis (pharaoh ant)
Lineage: Eukaryota; Metazoa; Arthropoda; Insecta; Hymenoptera; Formicidae
Product: modular serine protease
Exons: 9
Coding region: 103-2118 (671 amino acids)
Biological process (GO): proteolysis
Molecular function (GO): serine-type endopeptidase activity; protein binding
Source: RefSeq, a predicted model, not a curated record
CCAAUCUCGUGGCAGCCAGUAUGUUCAGUGAAUGCUUGAGCGCCAAGAUAUAAGGAGGCGCGAACUGCAAUUAUCAACAUUUCGCGUACGGUGUAUCUUAUCAUGUGGAUAGCUCGACAAAUUUCCAUACUACUAAUAGUUGUUUACGUGUGUAUUAGUUCUGGAUAUGCACAAAAUAAUAAUAAUUGCGGGCUGGAGAGAUUUCAAUGUAAUAAUGGAGAGUGUAUAGCGGGUGAAUUAUUAUGUGACGGCAGAACAGAUUGUAGAGAUUCGUCCGACGAGACGGAAACCGAGUGUAAAAAACCGGAGAUUCUAUGUCCUGCUUAUGCUUUUCGCUGUAAUUACGGUGCUUGUAUAAACGGAGAUCUUGUGUGUAAUGGUGUUCAGGACUGCGCCGAUAACAGCGACGAAACGCAGCCCCAAUGUAAAAGGAACCUAACAAAUAAUCAAACGGAAAGACCUACUACACGCAGAUGUAAAGCGGAUCAAUUUACAUGCGACAACGGCCAGUGUAUCUACAGCAUCGACGUAUGUGAUGGAAAACGAAAUUGUGCGGAUGGCUCUGAUGAAAACUCUACAUUAUGCAGAUCAUUACCUUGUCCCCCAACAGCUUUCCGUUGUUCUUAUGGAGCUUGUAUCGAUGGUGAUUUACGAUGUAACGAUGUUUCCAAUUGCGCCGAUAAUUCGGACGAAGAUCCGAGAUUAUGUGCAACUGGAUGGCCAUCACCUUUGCCAACGGUACGACCAACAACGGGAACAACGCGAUCUCCACCAGUACCAACACGUCCUAGCACGAAUACUUGUAGAGCACCUCCGCAACCACAUAACGGCCGUUGGCAGUUACAUCGGUCGCAAUGUUCAGGUGAACAGGAAUGUGACAUUGCAGAAGGAACAGAAUUGGGAUUAGGGUCUCAUCUUGUCUACUCUUGUAAUUCGGGAUAUAAAAUAAGAGGCCCGACCGAUGUGAGCUGUAGCAUUGGAGGAAAAUGGCUUAAUACACCAGUUUGCAUAGAAAUACGCUGCAAACCUUUAACCACAGCAUCUGUCGAAGCUAGAUGUACAUACGACGAUGACUGGGUGUCGUGUGAAUCUCCAGUACGACCGAGAACAAAAGCUGUAUUACAAUGUCAAAAUAGUUAUCGACCUGAAACUAAUCUACUUUCCGGACAAAGAAGGAAUGUGAGAUGUAAUACAAACGGUCAAUGGGAACCAGAACCUAUGCGAUGUGUUCCAGUAUGCGGCACUUUACCUCCCGAUAUUAAACCGACCGUUGUGGGCGGUAUCCGACCAAACAUCACGGAAUUUCCGUGGCAUGCCACUAUGUAUCGUGAUGCACCAGACGAGGCAAAGAAAUUUUUCUGUGGAGCUUCUAUUAUUCAGGAGAAUCUCUUGAUAACGGCGGCUCAUUGUGUAUAUGAUGAGAUCACUAAGCAACCAAUACGAGCCAGUUCAAUUUAUAUAUUAACAGGAAACAUCUUUCGCAAUUAUGAUUAUCCUUUUCAUAAUCAAAAUCUUGUUAAAAGAAAUCAGGUAAAACGUAUUUACAUUGUGCGCAAUUAUCUAGGACUUAUAGGAAAUUAUGUCUCAGACAUUGCGAUAUUAGAACUUGUCAGUCCGUUUGUAUUGUCAACUUGGUUGGUUCCUGUAUGCAUAGAUACCUUAAGCGAUAGGAGUAUAUUGGAACCAGGCUCUUUUGGAAAAGUAGCGGGAUUUGGUAGAACUGCACAAGGUGAAUCUAGCGCAGUCCUACAAGCUCUGACAGUGCCCGUGAUUCCAUUCGGCCAAUGUAGGUCCGCGAGCCAACAUGCCAAUACAGAACAAUUUAUCACUGUUGACAAGUUUUGCGCAGGUUACACAAAUGGUUCUUCUGUUUGUGAUGGUGACAGUGGCGGUGGAUUAGUCUUUAAAACUAAUAAUUUGUGGUAUCUCCGAGGUAUUGUUAGCGUUUCCCUCGGUACGAAACAAGAGGGUGGAACUGUCUAUUGCGACAACAAUUUGUAUUCCUUAUAUACAGAUAUAUCCAGACAUAUUUUAUGGAUACAAGAUGUCAUUACAAAAAUAGAGCAAAAUCAAGUCCAUACAUUAUGCUCAGAUGAAUCUCCAACGAGAUGUUCUUAAAUUUAGUGAUAGUUAUGCGCAAUUAUCGAAGAAAAGAAAAGCAUUUACUUUGUGCCAUGUACACGCGGUAGUGCAGUUACAUCUUUGCUGGGUGAAACUAAACCUGUGUAUUAUAUAUUUUAUUAUUUUAUGUAAAAUAUAAUAAUAAAUUUUGUAAUAUUUACCUUCCAUAUGUAA